CCCUCCUCCUCCUCCUCCCACGCCAACGCAGCUGACCCGGGACGCCAUCGAGCUUCGGCUGACCCGUCGUGCGGGGGAUCAGGUCAGUGGGACAGCCACCCGCCGCCCCCUCCCCGCCUGCACCACCACCCUCCCUCGUCGUACCACAUGGGGGCUGGAUCUUCCAGCGGUCUGGGACGCAGCGGCUUCCACCACCCCCACCACCACCACCCCAACAAACACCACCACCACCACCAUCAUUUCUAAUGGAUUUCCGGUGGAUCGUGGUGAUGCCCAGCCAUCAGGGUCGCGGUCUGGUGGGGACGCCCGUGGCCGUGAACUCUGCUGACCUC
Molecule: messenger RNA, 332 nt
Organism: Aplysia californica (California sea hare)
Lineage: Eukaryota; Metazoa; Mollusca; Gastropoda; Aplysiida; Aplysiidae
Product: formin-like protein 20
Source: RefSeq, a predicted model, not a curated record